Molecule: messenger RNA, 1612 nt
Organism: Papilio machaon (common yellow swallowtail)
Lineage: Eukaryota; Metazoa; Arthropoda; Insecta; Lepidoptera; Papilionidae
Gene: Rh50
Product: ammonium transporter Rh type B-B
Exons: 10
Coding region: 84-1361 (425 amino acids)
Biological process (GO): ammonium transmembrane transport; ammonium homeostasis
Cellular component (GO): plasma membrane
Molecular function (GO): ammonium channel activity
Source: RefSeq, a predicted model, not a curated record
UUCAGCGGACAAGUAGAUGCUCUUCAGGCACGUCGCAAGAGUGACAAACUUCUGGUUAAUUUGUUUACAGAAAAUUCGCAGACAUGCUACAAAAAUACAGAAUAAUGAAGUUUAUGUCGUUAUUCUUAUUCCAAGUGAUCCUUAUGGUCUUGUACUUCGUGUUCGCGAGGUACGGAGGUGAAAAGGACCAUGAUAUAAAAGGAUUCGAAGGCACACAUGUAAUGAUUUUCAUUGGUUUCGGGUUUCUUAUGACUUUUUUGAAGAAAUACAGCUACAGCGGCGUUGGGUUCAACCUUUUCCUCGCUGCUCUUAUAAUACAAUGGGCACUGCUCUGCCAGUCCUGGUACCAUAUGGAAGAUAAAUUUAUUUAUAUCACAAAGAUGACUAUACUUGAAGCUGAUAUUAUGGCGGCAACGAUACUGAUCACAUUUGGUGCACUUCUCGGCAUUACAUCUGUGAACCAGCUACUGUUUAUAGCAAUUAUCGAGACUGUUUUCGCCUGCUUCAACCUUUGGCUUAUUACAUCAAAGUUUAAAGCAACGGACGUCGGUGGUUCAUUAGCUAUACACACGUUUGGUGCAUACUUUGGACUUGCUGCAAGUUGGGCAAUGGCUUACGGCCGCAAAAAAAAGAGCGAUCAACCGAAUCAAUUAAACAAGCCGAUAUAUUCUUCCGAUAUGACGGCUAUGUUAGGUACACUUUUUCUCUGGAUUUACUGGCCAUCAUUUAAUUCUGGUUUAACACACUCAAACGCUGAAUAUCAACGAGCGGUCAUAAACACAUAUCUCUCUUUGGCUGCGGCGACCGUAACAACAUUCAUUGUAUCAUCUUGUGUUCACGAAGAAGGAAAGUUGGAUAUGGUGCAUGUUCAGAAUUCGACCCUGGCUGGCGGAGUCGCUGUGGGAGCAGUUUGUAACAUGCACAUUAGUUGUGGUGGAGCCAUCGGUAUAGGCGUCGGUGCUGGAUUUAUAAGUGUACUUGGAUAUUCAUAUCUAACGCCAACACUUACUGAAUCCAGUAUCAUAGACACUUGCGGAGUACACAAUCUACAUGGAAUGCCAGGCGUGUACUCGGGACUUCUUUCUAUCAUGUUUGCUUAUAUGGCCACAGCUGAUGUUUACGGGGAUGAAUUGAGUGUUGUGUUCCCGGCCUUGAGUGGUGGAGGUGGUAACAGUUCUAACGCUACAGCAGCGCCAUCUAGCGACCAAGCGCUCGCGCAGUUUGAAGGGUUGGUCGCUACCUUGGUUAUUGCGAUCAUUGGUGGAAUCAUCACAGGUGCAUUAUCUAAAAUUGCAAUAUUUGUUCCAUUAAAGGAACCGGAAAAAUACAACGAUGCAGUUGAUUGGGAACUCCCUAAGUGACUUUAAAAUAUCUAAUAAUGGGAAAGUGUAAGUCUGUUUUUGUAAAUUUGUAUCACGCUUUAAAUUGUAAUUUGUGUGUAAGUUGAGAAGUGCUGAAUAAAGAGUUAGUCCUUAGCAAUUGUGACGAUUUAGCAAAAAGUAAAUGGAUGUAAAAAUGUUUAGAUUUUUUUUUAAAUCUUGAUGUUUAGUGUAACAGUUUUAAGUGUUUCACAGUUUGUAAAAAUUGUUUUAUGUUUUGAAUACAGUAAUAG